This is a messenger RNA of Acanthochromis polyacanthus (spiny chromis), 2648 nucleotides long. RefSeq names its product endothelial cell adhesion molecule b (gene esamb). Gene Ontology annotation, cellular component: plasma membrane; adherens junction. The transcript is spliced from 7 exons. Lineage: Eukaryota; Metazoa; Chordata; Actinopteri; Pomacentridae. Gene Ontology annotation, molecular function: cell-cell adhesion mediator activity. The record is from RefSeq and is a predicted model, not a curated record. Gene Ontology annotation, biological process: homophilic cell-cell adhesion. Bases 332 to 1615 code for a protein of 427 amino acids.
AGAGGAGGAGGAGGAGAGACGCUCCAGAGCAGGCGGACAGCUGAAGUGAAACCUCCACGAGCUGGAUCCAGGGAGAAGACGCAGAAACUUCCCGGGCUUCGUGCGUCUUUGCGCGGACAGUGAAGUGGAGCCGCUCUGAGAUGCCAGCCGCUGUUUGGAGGCGGGAUGGAACCAGGAGAGGAAGCUUUAUCUGCAGACGUCGCCUCUCCGGUGUGUUUAGCGGACAGUUAAUUGCUACCUGAAGACAGUAAAAGUAGCAGUUGUGGGAGCGUGGAGAGAAGAAGGUGUCAGCUUCACCACAAGCUGCCCGAGAGCCGGUGGAUGUUGCGCCAUGGAGAUAAAAGCGAGACUACGAGCCAUGCUGAUGUUCAUGUGGAUUUUUCAAGGUGACACCCAGAAGGUGGAAUUCCCCAAAAAAGAGAUGGAGGUGGUGAGGGGCCAGAUGGUGGUGUUACACGCCUGGUACAGCCCCAACUCGGACAUUUCCAAAAACACUGUGGUUUGGCACUUCAAGGGCAACGAGUCCAAGCAGGUGAUAAACUUUAGCUCAGGUGUGGUCGGGCACGGCCAGAAUGACUUCACCAAAAGAGUGGGCUUCAGUGUGGCCAUGCCCUCGGCCAACCUCUCCAUCUACAUCAACAAGACCCAGGAGUCAGACUCGGGCCUCUACUUCUGCAACGUCAUCAUCCCCGGAGCUCCUGGCCUUUCUGGGGAGAUGCGCCUUAAUGUCAAAGUCCCUCCUUCUCCCCCAGUGUGCACAAUGACUGGGAACCCGGUGGUGAAGGGCAACGUCACUCUAAGCUGCAAAUCCAGUCAUGGAAAACCCGCUCCGCAGUACAAAUGGACCAAGGCUGCACCCAUGUCAGAGGUCUUCUUCUCCCCAAUGCAGAAUGAGAGACAUGGCACCCUCAGGCUCAGCAACCUCACUAAAAGCAUGUCAGGGAAGUACAUCUGCCGGGCCAGCAACACUGCCGGCUCCGACAGCUGCUCCAUUAACCUAGAGGUUAUCACCUCUUCCAAUGCGGGCAUGAUCGCAGCAGCCACUCUGGGGUCAGUGGUGGGACUGGUGGCUAUGGUCCUCUUCCUUGUAUUCAUAUUGAGGAAGAGGCGGGACACUGAGGAGGAGAUAGCCAAUGAGAUCAAGGAAGAUGCUCAGGCACCAAAGCGAGUGUCGUGGGCAAAGAGCAACACUGGCUCCGACAUCGUGUCCAAGAACGGCACGUUAUCCUCCAUAGCCACCAGCCCUCGACCCCGAGACCCCCAUCAACCAAACUACCACUACCCGUACUCCCCCAUAUCCGCCUCAGACACGGGGUCGGUGAUCAACGCCUACCAGCUGCGGCCUGGAGAAGCCAACACGUUGCAGGGACUCCCGGGUUACAACAUCGGGGGAACUCCUUCACGGAAACACAAGCGGCCUCCCAGUACGAACGGAGCGCCUCCGCAGCUUCUCAGGAGCCCUGCAGUCGCCAACCCCAAAAGGACUGAAGGGGCUCAGCCUCAGGUGCCACCUCCACUCACUGUGUCCCCACCAGUCAGCUCCAACACUCUGACACGCAUGGGAGCUGUUGCUGUCAUGGUGCCUGCUCAGAGCCAAGCCGGCUCACUGGUGUAGCCGACAGGAACAUCUCUGGCGGGAAAUAAAGGACACACACACACACAGAGAGAGAGAGUUUGCCUUGAAGUGGAAAAGCACUUUCUCCAUGAAGACCUGAGAGGUUGUGAGAGAAGAAUAAACAUCUCUCAGGCCGUUUGUGCUUCAUUUUGCGCAAACUCUCCCUUCGGUUUGUUAAUUGACUCAGUGCAGUGUUUUUCAUUUCAGUUUCUUUUUGUAUUCAGGCUCACUGAAGAUGAAUAUAUUUUUAUUUAACGCUUAGAAAUGACCUUGGAAAUAGCAACCAAACAGUGUGAAGACUUUUAGGCAGCAGUCAGUCAGGAUGUUGUAAACCUUAAAAACACGCCGGUUUACUCAAAUACGUUUUAGCUACAUUUGUAUGAUUUGUAUGAUAACCUUAAUUAUAAACGCAUUUUUAUGACUUUAUUUUUAUUUUACUUUUCCCGGCUGCGUAAGGACCACUUUUCUCAGGCAAACUGCACUCAUUAGAGCCAAAAAAACAUCAACAAACAAAAAACACAAUUCAGGUACUGCACAUAGUUUCAGAUGUUUCACUUUUUUGACCCACAUUUACUCCUUGUUCACUUAAAGAAUAGUUUUAUUUAAUCUGCUGUAACAGUGUCAGUAUGGUUUCAUGUCUACUGAGAGUACAUGCUUUGAGUAUUUUGCCUGUUAUGGUAGCUGGAAUGUAACCAAAAUAGAGAGUAUAACAUUGUUGGUGAUUUCUGAGUAUUCUGUUUAAAGGUACGUGGUGUAAGUUGAUGACUGCAAACAUAUGAGGCCAGUAAUCGGGGAGAUUGGUCAAGAAAACAACCCAGCAGGUUUUCCCCAGUAUUUGACCAGUAUUUCUUAUUAUGGACUUGCUUGUUUUCUUGUAAUUAUACUGACCUCUGGAAAUAUUGUUGCAGUGAUUCGUUGGUGUGGAAAGACUACAUGUAGCACUUUUAUAGGAGUUCUGAUUGUUGACAGUUCCUUUUCAGUAAAGUAUUCUGGAGUGUUCGACUGAAUAAUAAACAGUAUAUUUCCAAGCUUA